GUAGCAUAGAUCAGUCAGUGCUAAAGGAGUUGCCUCCUGAGCUGCUGGCAGAAAUUGAAUCCACCAUGCCACUUUGCGAACGUGUGAAAAUGAACAAGCGCAAACGUAGCACAGUUAAUGAGAAACCCAAAUACGCUGAGAUCAGUUCUGAUGAAGACAAUGACAGUGAAGAAGCUUUUGAAUCUUCUCGGAAAAGACAUAAAAAGGAUAGAGAUGCAGCCUGGGAAUAUGAAGAACAUGACAGAAGAAGUUCUGGUGAUCAUAGGAGAAGCAGUCACUACCAUGAAGGAAGGAGGACUUCUGGUAGCAGCCGUUACCGUAAUCGCAGUCCUGAUGACUCUGAUAUGGAUGAUUAUUCUCCUCCUCCGAGCCUCAGUGAGGUGGCUAGAAAAAUGAAGAAAAAAGAAAAACAAAAGAGGAGGAAAGCUUAUGAACCUAAACUAACACCUGAAGUAGGUCUUCUUCAGUUGGCUUUUUCAUUUUGGCUAUGAAACACUGCUUUCUUUGAUGUCUUAUUAGAAAGAUGAUUAUUAAUUUUCUUUACCUUUUAUUUUUUUAAAGGUGAUGAUGAUGAGAUUCCACAGGAAUUGCUACUGGGAAAACAUCAGCUUAGUGAGCUGGGUAGCGAAUCUGCAAAAAUUAAGGCAAUGGGCAUUAUGGACAAGCUCUCAACAGAUAAAACAGUAAAGGUCCUGAAUAUUUUGGAGAAGAAUAUUCAAGAUGGAUCAAAGCUUUCGACAUUACUUAACCAUAACAAUGACACUGAAGAUGAAGAGAGGUUAUGGAGAGAUCUUAUUAUGGAAAGAGUGACAAAGUCUGCUGAUGCUUGUCUCACAGCUAUCAAUAUUAUGACCUCACCAAAUAUGCCUAAAGCUGUAUAUAUCGAGGAUGUAAUAGAGAGAGUUAUUCAGUACACAAAAUUUCACUUGCAGAACACUCUCUAUCCUCAGUAUGACCCUGUGUAUAGAGUGGAUCCUCAUGGAGGUGGUGUUUUAAGUUCAAAAGCAAAGCGUGCCAAGUGUUCCACCCACAAGCAAAGGGUUAUAGUGAUGUUGUAUAAUAAAGUUUGUGACAUUGUCAGCAGUUUGUCAGAGUUGCUAGAGAUACAGCUUCUUACUGAUACAACUAUUCUUCAGGUAUCAUCCAUGGGAAUAACACCAUUCUUCGUAGAAAAUGUCAGUGAACUACAGUUAUGUGCCAUCAAAUUAGUAACUGCAGUGUUCUCCAGGUAUGAAAAACACAGGCAGUUAAUACUGGAAGAAAUUUUCACUUCCCUGGCAAGACUACCAACUAGCAAGAGGAGUUUGAGAAACUUCAGGUUAAACAGCAGUGACACUGAUGGAGAGCCGAUGUAUAUUCAGAUGGUAACAGCGCUAGUUCUGCAGCUUAUUCAAUGUGUUGUGCACUUACCAUCAGCAGAAAAAGAUUCUAAUUCAGAGGAGGAAUCAAACAAAAAAGUGGAUCGAGAUGUGGUUAUUACUAACUCAUAUGAAACAGCCAUGAGAACAGCACAAAACUUCCUUUCUAUUUUCCUUAAGAAGUGUGGUAGUAAACAAGGGGAAGAAGAUUAUAGGCCACUGUUUGAGAACUUUAUUCAAGAUCUUCUUUCCACAGUCAAUAAACCAGAAUGGCCAGCUGCAGAGUUGCUACUUAGCUUAUUAGGAAGGCUGUUGGUUCACCAGUUCAGUAAUAAAUCUACAGAAAUGGCUUUAAGAGUUGCAUCCCUUGACUAUCUUGGAACUGUGGCUGCAAGGCUGAGGAAAGAUGCGGUCACUAGCAAAAUGGAUCAAGGCUCUAUAGCCAGAAUUCUCAAGCAGGUUUCAGGAGGAGGAGAUGAAAUCCAGCAGCUGCAAAAGGCUUUGCUAGAUUAUCUGGAUGAGAAUACAGAAACUGAUGCUUCAUUAGUGUUUUCUCGGAAGUUUUACAUAGCUCAGUGGUUCCGUGAUACAACCAUGGAGACAGAGAAAGCCAUUAAGUCUCAGAAGGACGAGGACUCGUCCGAAGGAAGUCACCAUGCAAAAGAUGUUGAGACUACAGGACAAAUCAUGCACAGAGCAGAAAGUCGCAAAAAAUUUCUCCGCAGCAUCAUUAAAACUGCUCCAUCUCAGUUCAGUACAUUAAAGAUGAAUUCUGACACUGUGGACUAUGAGGAUGCGUGCUUGAUUGUUCGCUACUUGGCCUCUAUGAGGCCGUUUGCCCAGAGCUUCGAUAUUUAUUUGACACAGAUUCUGCGUGUACUUGGUGAAAAUGCAAUUGCUGUUCGAACAAAAGCCAUGAAGUGUUUGUCUGAGGUUGUUGCUGUAGAUCCCAGUAUUCUAGCCAGGCUGGAUAUGCAGCGAGGUGUUCACGGCCGGUUAAUGGACAACUCCACCAGCGUGCGAGAGGCGGCCGUGGAGCUGCUCGGCCGCUUCGUGCUCUGUCGUCCCCAGCUUGCUGAGCAGUAUUACGACAUGCUGAUUGAAAGGAUAUUGGAUACUGGUAUCAGUGUCAGAAAAAGAGUCAUAAAGAUACUUAGAGAUAUCUGCAUUGAACAACCAACUUUUCCCAAAAUUACAGAAAUGUGUGUGAAAAUGAUUCGGAGAGUCAAUGAUGAAGAAGGCAUUAAGAAAUUAGUAAAUGAGACAUUCCAGAAGCUCUGGUUUACUCCGACUCCACACAGUGACAAAGAAGCAAUGACCAGGAAGAUCCUAAACAUCACUGAUGUGGUUGCAGCUUGUAGAGAUAAAGGGUAUGACUGGUUUGAACAGCUUCUUCAAAAUUUAUUGAAGUCAGAAGAGGAUGCCUCAUAUAAACCUGUGAAGAAAGCCUGUACUCAACUUGUUGACAAUUUGGUUGAGCACAUCCUUAAAUAUGAGGAAUCUUUAUCAGAUUCUGACAACAAAGGGGUGAAUUCUGGUCGCUUGGUUGCUUGCAUAACCACUUUGUUCUUAUUCAGCAAAAUCAGGCCCCAACUAAUGGUGAAACAUGCCAUGACCAUGCAGCCAUACCUGACCACUAAAUGUAGCACUCAGAAUGAUUUCAUGGUGAUCUGCAACGUUGCAAAAAUCCUAGAGCUCGUAGUUCCACUAAUGGAGCACCCAAGUGAGACCUUCCUUGCCACUAUUGAGGAAGAUCUCAUGAAACUCAUCAUCAAAUACGGCAUGACGGUUGUUCAGCAUUGUGUGAGCUGUCUUGGGGCUGUUGUGAACAAGGUCACACAAAACUAUAAAUUUGUGUGGGCCUGUUUUAAUAGAUACUAUGGUGCACUUUCCAAACUAAAAAGUCAACACCAAGAAGAUCCCAACAGUACAAUACUUACUGCCAAUAAACCAGCACUCCUCAGAUCACUUUUCACUGUUGGAGCAUUAUGUCGGCAUUUUGAUUUUGAUCAGGAAGACUUUAAGGGUAACAGUAAGGUUAACAUUAAGGAUAAGGUACUUGAACUUCUGAUGUAUUUUACGAAGCACUCAGAUGAGGAAGUACAGACAAAAGCCAUUAUUGGCCUUGGAUUUGCAUUUAUACAACACCCAAGUUUAAUGUUCGAACAGGAAGUGAAGACUCUGUACAACAGCAUUCUUUCAGAUAAGAACUGCUCAGUAAACUUAAAAAUCCAGGUGUUAAAAAACCUCCAAACCUACUUGCAGGAGGAGGAUACACGGAUGCAGCAGGCAGAUAGAGAUUGGAAAAAAGUAGCAAAACAGGAAGACCUGAAAGAAAUGGGUGAUAUUUCCUCAGGGAUGAGUAGUUCCAUCAUGCAGCUGUAUCUCAAACAGGUCCUUGAGGCUUUCUUUCAUACCCAGUCCAGCGUGCGCCACUUUGCUCUAAAUGUCAUCGCACUGACGUUAAACCAAGGUCUCAUUCAUCCCGUGCAGUGUGUGCCGUACUUAAUUGCUAUGGGCACAGAUCCAGAGCCCUCUAUGCGAAACAAAGCUGACCAACAGCUGGUGGAAAUAGACAAAAAAUACGCUGGGUUCAUUCAUAUGAAAGCAGUGGCUGGUAUGAAGAUGUCUUACCAGGUACAACAGGCGAUUAAUACCUGCCCAAAGGAUCCUGUGAGAGGCUUCAGACACGACGAAUCAUCCAGCGCUCUGUGCUCACACCUGUACUCCAUGAUCCGCGGGAACCGUCAGCACAGAAGAGCCUUCCUCAUUUCUUUACUCAACCUCUUUGAUGACACUGCAAAAACGGAGGUGAAUAUGCUCUUGUAUAUAGCAGACAAUCUAGCCUGUUUUCCCUAUCAAACACAGGAAGAGCCACUGUUUAUUAUGCAUCAUAUAGACAUUACAUUAUCAGUCUCUGGUAGCAACCUACUACAGUCGUUUAAAGAGUCCAUGGUGAAAGACAAAAAAAAGGAAAGGAAACCUUCAUCAGAUGAGGAGACUGAGAGCGACAGCAACAGCGGGAGGGAGAGUGAGGAGGAACCUUCCAAGCCUCAGAGGUCGCAGAAACGAGUAGACUCGGAUUCAGACUCUGAUGAAGAAAAUGAUAUAAAUGCUGUGAUGAAAUGUUUACCCGAAAAUUCAGCUCCUUUAAUUGAGUUUGCAAAUGUCUCUCAAGGCAUAUUAUUACUUCUGAUGCUGAAACAGCAUUUAAAGAACCUCUGUGGAUUCUCUGAUAGUAAAAUUCAGAAAUAUUCUCCAUCUGAAUCGGCAAAAGUUUAUGAUAAAGCGAUAAACAGGAAGACGGGAGUGCAUUUCCACCCCAAACAAACGCUGGAUUUUCUGCGGAGUGAUAUGGCUAAUUCCAAGAUCACUGAAGAAGUGAAGAGGAGUAUAGUAAAACAAUACCUAGAUUUCAAGCUCCUAAUGGAACAUUUGGAUCCUGACGAAGAGGAAGAAGAUGGGGAGGUGUCAGCUAGCACAAAUGCUCGAAACAAAGCAAUUACCUUGCUGCUUGGAGGAGGCAGCCCUAAAAACAAUGCAGCUGAGACAGAGGACGAUGAGAGUGAUGGGGAGGAUAGAGGAGGAGGCACUUCAGGGUCAUUGAGAAGGUCAAAACGAAAUUCAGACUCUACGGAGUUGGCAGCACAGAUGAAUGAAAGUGUUGAUGUCAUGGAUGUCAUCGCUAUUUGCUGUCCAAAGUACAAAGACCGACCACAAAUUGCAAGAGUAGUGCAGAAAACCAGCAGUGGCUUCAGUGUUCAUUGGAUGGCAGGCUCCUACAGUGGCUCCUGGACUGAGGCUAAGCGCCGUGAUGGCCGCAAACUGGUGCCUUGGGUAGACACUAUUAAAGAGUCAGACAUUAUUUACAAAAAAAUUGCUCUAACGAGUGCUAAUAAGCUGACUAAUAAAGUGGUUCAGACUUUACGAUCACUGUAUGCCGCCAAGGAUGGGACUUCCAGCUAAUGAAUUUGUACAUGCAGCCAAAUUCACAGGAUUUGAAAUAACAGAAAAACUUGAAAUACCAACUUUCUGGCAAAAAAAUCAGUAAAAUGAAGAGUAAGAAUGGAACCUGGGACGCAGGAAAAAAAGGAGGAAAUGUUUGGUAAACAUUUUUGUGGGAGCUUCCUUCGCUGUUGUGCAGCAGAAACUUCUUAGUUCAUUUUUACUCCCACUGUAUUAUAGUUUAACAAAAAAUUGUUUAUAUCUUGAAAAAAACUUUCUGUUUAAAAAAAAUAAACAAGUGAAUGUUGGAAACUAGUCUGUUAAUGUUCUUAAUAAAGUGUUCUUGGAGUUUAACCUAGCAGCGGAUGGCUUUCUUUAGCUUAGCCCAGUUUCCAGGGAAGCAUUGUUUUUCCAGGCUGUAAAAUGCCAGGAUCUCCUGGAUAUAUAAUUUAUUCUGUUGAGAAAAAAAAAAGAAAAAAAAAAAAGGAAAAAAAAAGCAUGCAGUAUCUAUGACCUAUCUGCAGGAGGAGUUUUUGUAAAUGUAGAUUUUGAUGUAUUAGGUCACCCUGAAAUAAUACAAGAAAAGGGAUCCCCAGCAAAUCUGGCGGAACGAAUACUGCAAUAAAUUUUUUUACUUCUCUUUGUUACUUGUCUGUUUCCAUUUGAAUUUCUUAUUGUAAAGAUCUGUUUAAAACCAUUUAUAUUAUUUUGCAGUCUUUUAUGUAAAAUUUACUAUAACAGUGGUUUUCAAAACAAGACAUAAAAUAUUGUUUAUACAGUUUGUAUAGGCUGACUUCUGAAUAAUUGGUAUCUUUUUAUUUUUAUCCCUUAAAGGGUGUAAACACAAGUUAACUCCAGGGUUUUAUUGUAUCCUGCAAUAUUUAGUAUUAACUAUAUGAUUUAGCACUGUGCCAAACACAUUUUCAAGAGUACAUUUUGAUAUAAAAGAAACUAUAGUUUA
Messenger RNA from Tinamus guttatus (white-throated tinamou), 6264 nucleotides. The record is from RefSeq and is a predicted model, not a curated record. Lineage: Eukaryota; Metazoa; Chordata; Aves; Tinamiformes; Tinamidae.